This is a messenger RNA of Paramuricea clavata, 1129 nucleotides long. The record is from the annotation of a GenBank genome assembly. Lineage: Eukaryota; Metazoa; Cnidaria; Anthozoa; Malacalcyonacea; Plexauridae.
AUGUUAACAUUCGUGGUAUUUGGCGAUCUCCCGGCGACGAACGAAACUUAUAGUGAUGGAAACACGACAAUAAUGUGGUGGGAAAAUAAAAAGAAGAUGCAAGUUAGUGGUAAUUCAAACAGUAUUAAUUAAUAAAGAAAAGCUCUGUGACAUUCUGUUGGGAAAUGUGUUUAUCGAAAAGCACAAGGCGGACCACAACGACGAAGGACGGUACGUUAAUGCUUGUCGGUGUGACUGUGGGGAUAUCAGAACUGAUAUUGAUGGCAUGAAAUUAGAUAUAGUAAUCAACGAGACGGGAUUAAGCCGCGAGAUCAAUCGAAAUGCAAAGACUAUUGGCGAACUACAAAAGCUAAAUUCAACCUGUCCGAGUAGUGCUGAUUUGGAAGAUAUUAAGCAUGCUAUUGCGACACUACAAUUAAUGCUCGAAGGUUUACAAAUGCCCGGCAACGAUGAUAUAUCAAACGUUGGGGAAACGUUCAGCGAUGGGGAACAACCGAUUUCAAAAAAAUCUAACAAUGAAAAGGAUGUGCAUAUCUCCCCAGAUUUGAAUUUCUACAAAAAUAAGGCUAGAAACUUGGAACAAAAAUAUUAUGAACUCAGGGCGACCUUUGGCACUAAAAUAUUUGAAUUGGAGGAAAGUACAAAUAUAAAUGCAAAUUUGGUUGAUCAAGCCAUUUUUGAUAAUAAUUUAAAUAAAGACAAACAACAUGAACACAAUGCCCAUUGUCCAGAUGCCUCAACAGAAACAAUAGAUGACCUUAAUUUCAAUAAUAGUGUAAUUAUUAUGAAUGACAUACCUUCCUCUGAAUCAAAUGACACCAGUAUAAUGGAAAUUAAUCAACCAUACGAAGAAUUAACUGCUGAUGCGUCAAUAGCGUCAUCAAUACAUCGUCUUAGCUAUAAUCAGCGUAAUUCUGUCCAGAGAAAUAACAAACCCUUACUACCCCUGGACAACCUAUAUCAACCCGCAUUACUCGGAGAACGCUGUCUAAGAAAUGUUAUAGAAAACGGCCUCGGAAAUAUAAUAGACAAAACUACAAUAGGGGAAACAAUAAUACGGCAACAUCACGUGAAAAGCGACAACUCGGUGAGGAUUUUCGGACCCAAACGAGAUGGAGAGAAAAAAUGA